GCUUUUGGAGCAACAUGCCCAGACUCUACUACUGCUGCUGACGCUCCCUCCCUUCUCUUAUGUCCCCCAAAGUGUAUCAUUGCCGGCUCAAAGUGAAAAAAUCGACCUGGAUCAAGCCCGCAGCAUGAAUCGCUUCCACCCCGCCUACAACUACGGCGCCAGUGGCCACCGCCGAACCGCCAACGCCGACCAGGCCACGGCCGACGAUAAGAGGACACGGAAGAGGCCUCGGAAGAUGAGCAUUCUUCGCCCGCAGCCGGCGGUGAUCACGGGCGCGAAUUCACUGAAAUCAAAGAGCAAAUGUAUCAGGACAAAUUGGCCGAGCUGAAAUCGCAGUUGGAGAAACUCCGGCACGGCACCUUACCCGAUUACGUCAAGAAACUCCGCCGAUUGGAGAACCUGUUCAAAGAGCGGAAACGGGUGAACACCAUCAUCCGCGAUCUCGAAGUCGAGAUGGUCGAGCAGGACUUUGUCAACGAAAAAAAGAUGGCGGCCCAAGAGUUUGAGGACCAAAAAGUGUUUCUCCGCGAACAACUCAUCGCGGAACUCGAAGAGAAGCAGAAGAUGAUCGAGUCCGAACGACACACCAUGGAGCUCACGGGCGAUUCCAUGGAGCACAAGCCCAUUUCCACCCGCAAACUCCGACGGCGGGCCAAUGAGCCCUCGGGUUCCGGAGGCUACGGUCCGGGUGAGAAACGUCGUAAGCCUCAGCCGAACGCGGUGAUCAAUCACUUACUGGACGACAACGACAUCUUGGACGAUCUAAAGAUCAUCAACAAGAAUCGUGCAUUUUCGGUAGCCCAGUUGAAUAAGGCCAAUAACUUGGGCUCGUCAAGUAGCACCAGUUCCAACGGAUCGCCGGCCUCACAUCUUCAUCGCGAUACUCGAAUUGAAGACGGGAAAUUGUUUUACGAGAAGCGAUGGUUUCGCCGCGGACAGGCCGUUCAAGUGGAGAAUAAGAACGGUGACAAGUACCCGGGCAUGAUCUCAGCCAUUGCUGGCGAUGCCAUAUCGAUCCGCCGAACCAAUGAGAGUACAAAAACGAGGAUUUAUGUCAACCAAUUGCUGAAAGGCAAAGUCUUGCUCAAACGGAGAGCUUCGUGAACUGGUGGUUUUGAUGGAGCAUCAUUUUUGUUCGUGUGGUCUCGAUUGGUGGAAAUUGGCCACUAUCGUGGCGUUUCUUACUUCUACUAGUAUUACUAUCAUUGUCACCCACUUCUGACAAUGAGAAAGGUAUUUCGACGAGGUAACUAUCUGCCCCAGCCAACCCACGUCAAAAGCGGCUUAUGUUGUGUCCUUUGGUUAUUCGUCGCAAGCAUACACAGUAGAUGGAUCUCAAAAUUAUCUAUCCCACGCAAAAUAAAACCAACAAUACGACUCCAAAACUUGA
Messenger RNA from Tigriopus californicus, 1390 nucleotides. RefSeq names its product sin3 histone deacetylase corepressor complex component SDS3-like. Gene Ontology annotation, cellular component: Sin3-type complex. Gene Ontology annotation, molecular function: histone deacetylase binding. Lineage: Eukaryota; Metazoa; Arthropoda; Copepoda; Harpacticoida; Harpacticidae. The record is from RefSeq and is a predicted model, not a curated record. Gene Ontology annotation, biological process: negative regulation of transcription by RNA polymerase II.